Messenger RNA from Homalodisca vitripennis (glassy-winged sharpshooter), 768 nucleotides. RefSeq names its product ketohexokinase-like. Bases 11 to 409 code for a protein of 132 amino acids. Lineage: Eukaryota; Metazoa; Arthropoda; Insecta; Hemiptera; Cicadellidae. The record is from RefSeq and is a predicted model, not a curated record. The transcript has 2 exons.
AAGCCAAAAGAUGAACUCAAAGAAUUGCUGCCUUUGGCUGAUGUUUGUCUUUGUUGGAAAAGAUUUUGCUUCUUUUCAAGGAUGCAAGAACAAAUAUGAUGCGGUGGCUAGGAAUAUUGCUUUAGUCAAACCAAAAGCAUCAGUGAUAGUAGCUUGGGGUGAGUCAGGGGCGGCGGGGCAGGUAUCGGGUGGGGAGGUGGUGGACUCGCCAGCCUGCCCACCACCUGCAGUGGUGGACACACUGGGAGCUGGUGACACGUUCCUAGCUGCCACCAUCGUCUGUCUGUCCCAAGGCUACGACCUGCGUCAGAGCAUAGCGGCAGGCUGUCGGGUCGCUGGAGCGAAAGUGGGGGCCAGUGGCUUCUCAGCGGUCCACCCACAACUCAUACAGCUGCCAAUGAACUCUUGAUCACAUGUGUGUUGAGGAGUAGGGAAUAAUUUGGUGCUCAUAGAACGAAACUGUGAUGUUUUCAAUAUAAAUAUGCGAACAAAAAUCUCAAACAAAAGGUAUAAAUUCCUUCUGAUAUAAAAUAAUAAGAGGAAGAGAAUUACUAUUAGAAAAUAAGCAUUACAGUGAACCCUGUGAUAACACUUAUACAUGUUGAGGAAACUUGAAGAUAAUAUAAGCAGGAGUACAUUACUCACUGUAUAUUAUGCUCCGAUCCAAAGUUUGCUGGUUUAUUGUAUCGUUUUCUGGGGUUCAAGUUCUUGUCCAUAAAUGUUUGUUUUACAAAAGCUAUUAAAAUAUUUAUGGUGAAAAAAAUCAAA